GAUUGUGCAGUUAUUCAACUCGGGGUGCGAAUAUGGCUGCCGGAGGAUCGAUAGGGAUGCAUGAGACAUUGAAUUCGUCCCACUGCACAGUGACUCCUCGCGAUUGCUGUCCGUGAACAUCACCGUUUUCCUGGAUAUGCUGGGAUAUGCGGCGCAGUGACGCGAAAACUCAUUCCCUGUGCGCGCGCGCGCGCGCAUCGUUCAGCUGAUUCACGGUCGACGAGUGAAAGUGCUCCGAAUACCUGUCGAGUCGUGAAGAUCACGGAGUCUGGACCGUGUGCAGCGCGAUGCGUCGGACGCGAGGUGCUGAUAUUCGGCCGUACCAAAAGUUCCUAAUGCAACUUUAGGUAGUAACAAUACGAUACAAAAAUCAGAGCCUGUUUUUUUUUUGGAACUCGUCAACACUCAUGGAAGAGGGACUGAAUUUUCAACAAUUGUGGCUCUAAUAUGCAUAUUUGGAACUCUUCCUCUUGUCAUAUGCAUGUAGUGUGAUAAUAAGUAAUAGUAUGUGUAAUAUCUCUUAUUGUUAAUACUCAUCUGAAAAGAAUUGUUUCUUUAACAACUCCGCCUUCAGCAUAAACAUUGGGAACUUUCCUUCACAUAUGCAUAAUACAACAUUACUUAUGCAAUAAUCUACAUCUGGACCACAUUGUAUUAUAUGUUGCAUUAAUUAAUACUCAAAGAAGAGAGACUGCAUCAUCAACAGCUGUGAUUUAAUAUGGACAGUUUGCAACUGGUUCUCGUGGUCAUUUUUACAUUUGUUUGCGGUGUAAUAUGUACCUUGGCGUUGCAGUUUUAUUUGUUCAAGAAGUAUUUGGAAUCAGGACCUCAGGCUGCUCCGCCACAGAGACAGCUGCAGCAUGGCAAGACGCAAUUACCUAAAGAACUGGUGGAACAAAUGCAGGAGGAACGGGCAAACUCCAAUAACAGUAUGGCCCGACAGGCGAUGUCUCAAGGUAAUGAGAACUUGGCUAUAAACCUUACGCUGCAAUUCCUCUUCAACGAGCUGCGAAAUGCCGAGCGAGUGCGCCUGUGGCUUUAUAGGAAAUUAAAUAAUGAAUUCAAGGAACUUCUAACGCAGUCGACCACCGCCAAGUUGUUAGACAGUGUGAAAUUAAGAGACUUGAACCUUGGCACGCAAUUUCCGACGAUAAAGGGUUUGGAAGUUGCUAAUUCAAAAAUCGAUGCCGACACAGGUUUGCUGGAGUCUCUGGACUUGGCCUUAGAUUUACAUUACUCAGGAAAUUUUCAAUUGUCUAUAGAUGUUAAGAUGUUGCUCGGUAAAACAGCCUAUAUGGCGCUGCAAGUAAAGCGUAUCAGUGGUAAAGCUAGGCUACAGUUUACUCGCGUACCGUACACGCACUGGUCAUUGAGCUUUUAUUCUGAUCCGAUCUUGGAGUUGGAAGUACAAUCACAGUUUCAAGGUCGUCAGUUACAGCCACAGAUAAUUUCAAUCAUUACCAGUCAGAUUAGGAGGGCAGUGAAGCGGAAGCAUACUCUACCUCGUUAUAAGAUGCGUUACAAACCGUUUUUCCGAAGAUUGAACGACGAGGCCGUGGAUCUCUCAGAAGUUGCAAGUACUCAGCUCACUCCAGGAUAUUUGGAGGUCACACUAUUGGAGAUUAGCAGACUAAAUCUCGCACCUAUCGUUCUCAAUAACGGCGAAGACGUAUCGCAGAUAGAAGUCUAUUGCACCAUGAGCAUAGAUUCCACUCCAUGGAUUUACUUAACGCAGUAUAAUGGGGUUCCGUAUAUGGUCCUAGACUUAAUCAUCAGUAAAACGGGCUCCCAGCAGUUGGGUGUAGUGUUCAAGCAGGAAAUUGUAUCAGAGAUCGGCCAAAUGUGUGUACUAGUUGAGACUAUAGUAUCCGGCAGUCCUGCGGCGAUCGCCGAAAUGAGAAAGGGCGAUAUUUUGGUAGCGGUGGACGGCAAAAAGGUGUCGAACAUGAACCAAGUGGCGAAAUUUGUCAAGUCUGCUGUACAGCGACGUUUCAUUAUCAGGGUAGAAAGACGGUAUUCGAAGGCAGAUUCAAGCGAAAGAGGACAGAAAACAGAUAAUGAGAGAAUGCUUUUCGCAGAAAGAAAGACUUCGAAGAGUGAUUCAGUGGGCAAGCUAGACAGCCCGAGUGUAGAAGAUGCCGGGAAGAUGAAAUUUGAAACACAAAUCAAGUUCUCUGAUCUACGAGAUUCUGACACUGAUCUCACGGACACCCGGUCAGAAACCAAGCUAUUCAAGAGAAGAAAGAGCAGCAUUCAGAUAGAAGAAAUCGCCCAGACACCGGAUACUACGCCGUCUCGACGAAUCUCAACGAUCUCCACAUCAUCGGCGUCAUCCAGCAAUGUUCAAUUUUAUCUUCCGGACGAUAGUAGCACAAACAAUAUUACUGAUCUGUAUCACAACACGAAAGAAAAAUCGUAUGCCUCUCUGAUUACCUUUGAGGAGACCAAAAGCUUCCGGAUCGAUUCUGAAUUGCAAUACUUAAAUGUAGGUGUAUGGGGUCGUGUGAAGGGCGGUGAAACACCACCGAAAUUGCUAGGCUACAUAAAUGCACCUGUAAAAUUAAUCCUGUCGCAAUGUUGCACUUCCACGACUGGACAUUACUUAAAAUGUCAUGCUUUGUUGCCUCCAGAUAGUGCUUCUUUAGCAACAUCAUACGUAAGACUGCAGGGUUAUUCGGGAUUCGAUCCAACACUCUGUUACGGCGAUAUCCUGCUAUCAUAUGUAUGGGAAUCUUGUCAACCAAGCGAUCUCAUAGUCAACGAUAUUGGAAAGAAAGAAAACGCAGAAACUGCCAAAAUUCAACCGAUUCCAAGCGAAGAAAUCACUGAUAGAAAGAUACACGAUUUCAUUAGGACGCAUUUCCACAGAGCAACACACUGCGAUUUUUGCACGAAAAAGAUUUGGUUAAAGGAUGCAGUACAGUGUCGAGACUGCGGCAUGGUAUGUCACAAAAAGUGCGAGGCACGUUGUCAGGCGUCUGGCACCUGCGGUGCGGAAAGUCUAGCAACCUUGGCUCUGGAGGCGGACGAGAUCGUUGUCGGCGAACCAAACGUUGGGGAUAUCUCUAGCCCGGAGAUCUCUCUGACUGAAUGCGAAGAUAACGUACAGGGCGCAAGUAUGAUGGCCGUGAAGGCUAGUAUAGCUAACACUCUAUUGGGCCUGAAGAAGGCUGGAAGUACCAGUUGCUUGGCCCCACCGGCUUCCGGUAUUGGUCUGGCAUCUCGAAGUCUCCCCCCAAGUCCCUGUGCAUCCCGCAAGAAUUCAUUGGCUGGAGGUCUGGGAAUAAGUCCUGACCUCUUGGAGGGUGCUGAGCCAAGUGUUGCAGCUCCACUUAUGGCUGGCGACCUAGACGAUGGUCUUAUGUCGAGGGCCAGGGAUACCGGCAAAUUCUUGUAUAAAUACUUGGAGCCGCAGGAGCGCGUCGAGAAAAUCAACACCAUGAUGGGAAAAUUGAAGAACGCGCUAGAUGCUGAAACUACCUCAAGAUUAGAACUGUCCCAGAACGGAGACGCGGACAGCAUGAAACUGAUCGCGCAGAGCGACCUGCGAGUACAGGCACUAAGCGUGCUGUUGUUGCACUACUGCGCCGGCUUACAACACGCGCAGGAGGCGGUGGACCGACCACAAAGCAAGGAAUCUUAACACAUUCAAUUAAUAUGAGAGCUUUAAGAAAAAAGCGCAUUUUUUCCCAUUUCUUUAUAAAACAAGUGAACAUAGAAAAUGUAGCGAUAUUUUAUAAUGAAAUAAUAUAAUUUGUUUUCGCUAUUUAUUUCAUAAUAAGCAACGACUGGGUAACUAACACUGGGACACUAACACUAUGUUAUAUCAAUUUUAUGAUAUUGAUAUUGCCGUUUUUAAUAUAAAUUGAUUAUAAUGUUAAAAUUGUAAUGUUAUCAGACUGUAUAAAAUGCACAGAAAUAUUUAUAUUCACAGAUAAUAAGGAGCAAGUAUCUAACAGUAUUUAUAUUAACAUUCCAUUGGUGCAGAUAUCAGAAUCACAAUCUUGUAAUUACUUUUUCUUGUUUCUACUUGUAUAAUAUUUACUGUAUAAUAUUUUAGAAAACGUUACUUAUGUAGCAUUAUUAUAACGUUACAUAACGAUACAUUUUAACGUUGAUGUAACUUUAUAAGUAUUAUACUAUAUUAUAAUAUUACAGAGAGGAAGGGGGAAAGA
Molecule: messenger RNA, 4175 nt
Organism: Acromyrmex echinatior (Panamanian leafcutter ant)
Lineage: Eukaryota; Metazoa; Arthropoda; Insecta; Hymenoptera; Formicidae
Gene: Pdzd8
Product: PDZ domain containing 8
Biological process (GO): mitochondrial calcium ion homeostasis
Cellular component (GO): mitochondria-associated endoplasmic reticulum membrane contact site
Molecular function (GO): lipid binding; protein binding
Source: RefSeq, a predicted model, not a curated record